UGUCAGGAGAUGCAGGCCGGCUACCAUGUGACGCGGUCCAGAGCUGAAGGGAUUGGCCGAGGCAGCGCAGGCGGUGCAGCUCGGCCGGCUCGCGGCUCCUCUCCCUUUCUCUCGCAGCAUCUUCCUGGGAGCCUGUAGGUGAAGCAGCACCAGCAGCAUCCAUGGCCUAUCUUUGGGGUUAACACUGGUCUCCUUUGGCUUUAGCAGUGGACAGAGCAGAUCUCUCGGCAGCAGCGUUGUGAGGACUUAGCUGGGACCUGGAAUUGUACCCUCCUGUAUUUUUUCAGACUCCUUGGAAAUUAAGGAAUGCAAUUCUGCCACCAUGAUGGAAGGAUUGAAAAAACGUACAAGGAAGGCCUUUGGAAUACGGAAGAAAGAAAGGGACACUGAUUCUACAGGUUCACCAGAUAGAGAUGGAAUGCAGGGGAAAAAAAAGACCCAGAAGACUCAGCUUCUCCUCACCUCUUGCUUCUGGCUCAGAGCCCUCUCGUUAACUCUGUCUCAGCAGCCCAGCCCACAUGAACCACCCUACCAUAACAAAGCAGAGUGUGCGCGUGAAGGAGGAAAAAAAGUUUCGAAGAAAAGCAAUGGGGCACCAAAUGGAUUUUAUGCAGAAAUUGAUUGGGAAAGAUACAACUCACCUGAGCUGGAUGAAGAAGGCUACAGCAUCAGACCCGAGGAACCUGGCUCUACCAAAGGAAAGCACUUUUAUUCUUCGAGCGAAUCAGAAGAGGAAGAAGAAUCACACAAGAAAUUUAAUAUCAAGAUUAAGCCAUUGCAGUCUAAAGACAUUCUUAAGAAUGCUGCCACUGUAGAUGAGCUGAAGGCGUCGAUAGGCAACAUUGCACUUUCCCCGUCACCAGUGAGGAAAAGUCCGAGGCGCAGUCCGGGUGCAAUUAAAAGGAACUUAUCCAGUGAAGAAGUGGCAAGACCCAGGCGUUCCACACCAACUCCAGAACUUAUAAGCAAAAAACCUCCCGAUGACACUGUGGCCUUUGCUCCCCUCUUUGGCCCACCACUAGAAUCAGCUUUUGAUGAACAGAAGACGGAAGUUCUUUUAGAUCAGCCUGAGAUAUGGGGUUCAGGCCAACCAAUUAAUCCAAGCAUCGAGUCGCCAAAGUUAACAAGGCCCUUUCCCACUGGAACACCUCCACCACUGCCUCCAAAAAAUGUACCAGCCACCCCACCCCGAACAGGCUCCCCCUUAACAGUUGGACCAGGAAAUGACCAGUCAGCCACAGAGGUCAAAAUUGAAAAGCUACCAUCAAUCAAUGACUUGGACAGCAUUUUUGGUCCAGUGUUGUCCCCCAAGUCUGUUUCUGUCAAUGCUGAAGAAAAGUGGGUGCAUUUUUCUGAUACGUCCCCGGAAAAUGUUACUCCAGAGUUGACUCCAAGGGAAAAGGUGGUGUCCCCACCAGCUGCAUCAGACAACCCAGCUGACUCCCCAGCUCCGGGCCCUCCAGGUCCUCCAGGCCCCCCAGGACCUCCUGGUCCUCCUCGCAAUGUACCAUCGCCGCUCAAUUUAGAAGAAGUCCAGAAGAAAGUCGCUGAGCAGACCUUCAUUAAAGAUGAUUACUUAGAAACAAUCUCGUCUCCUAAAGAUUUUGGGUUGGGACAGAGAGCAACUCCGCCUCCCCCGCCACCACCCACCUACAGGACUGUGGUUUCAUCCCCCGGACCUGGCUCAGGCAGUGGUACGGGGACCACCAGCGGUGCAUCGUCCCCUGCUCGGCCAGGCACUCCCUUGGUUCCUUGCAGCAGCACUACCCCACCGCCGCCUCCUCCCCGGCCUCCAUCUCGGCCAAAGCUGCCUCCGGGAAAGCCUGGGGUCGGAGAUGUGCCCAGACCUUUUAGCCCUCCCACACAUUCUUCCAGCCCUCCUCCGAUAGCACCUCUAGCCCGAGCCGAAAGCACAUCUUCGAUAUCGUCCACCAAUUCCUUGAGUGCAGCCACCACUCCCACAGUUGAGAAUGAACAGCCUUCCCUCGUUUGGUUUGACAGAGGAAAGUUUUAUUUGACUUUUGAAGGUUCUUCCAGAGGACCCAGCCCCCUUACCAUGGGAGCCCAGGACACCCUCCCUGUUGCAGCAGCAUUUACAGAAACGGUCAAUGCCUACUUCAAAGGAGCAGAUCCAAGCAAAUGUAUUGUGAAGAUCACUGGAGAAAUGGUGUUGUCCUUUCCUGCCGGCAUCACCAGACACUUUGCCAACAACCCAUCGCCAGCAGCUCUGACUUUCCGGGUGAUAAAUUUCAGCAGGUUAGAACACGUCCUGCCAAAUCCCCAGCUGCUCUGCUGCGAUAAUACCCAAAAUGAUGCCAAUACCAAGGAAUUCUGGGUAAAUAUGCCAAAUUUGAUGACUCACCUAAAGAAGGUGUCGGAACAAAAACCGCAGGCUACAUAUUAUAACGUGGACAUGCUCAAAUACCAGGUGUCUGCCCAGGGGAUUCAGUCCACGCCUCUGAACCUGGCCGUGAACUGGCGAUGUGAGCCGUCCAGCACGGACCUGCGCAUAGAUUACAAAUACAACACGGAUGCGAUGACAACCGCGGUGGCCCUCAACAACGUGCAGUUCCUGGUCCCCAUCGAUGGAGGAGUAACCAAACUCCAGGCCGUGCUCCCACCAGCAGUCUGGAAUGCUGAACAACAAAGAAUAUUGUGGAAGAUUCCCGAUAUUUCUCAGAAGUCAGAAAAUGGAGGGGUGGGUUCUUUAUUGGCAAGAUUUCAGUUAUGUGAAGGCCCAAGCAAACCUUCCCCAUUGGUUGUGCAGUUCACAAGUGAAGGAAGCACCCUUUCUGGCUGUGACAUUGAACUUGUUGGAGCAGGUUAUCGAUUUUCACUCAUCAAGAAAAGGUUUGCUGCAGGAAAAUAUUUGGCAGAUAACUAAUAAAACCUUAUGCAAGGAUUUGGAGGAUUUGUAUGAUGGAGAACUGUUGUAUGAGAAACAGGUUUUAAUUUUGGUUUGAUGAAAACAAACCAAAAUCUGCACUUGGGAUAUAUCUGCUGGAAACAUCAGUAACUUUCAGCAACGACUUCCCUCACAUGAUCCAGUGAUGACCAGUCCUACAGUAUUUACUUCUAGGUGUAAUAUUGUUAAUGGUUUUAAAAUGUAAUUAUUGUAUUUGUAAAUUGUACUCACUUCAGUAAGGCAGUUACACACUCGAGUUUUAGCAUUUUACCAUUCCUGAAAUGGAUGUAAUUUAAACUGUGGUAUGUAAAUUUAAUAGUAGUACUGUUGAAUGGCACAGUGCUUACAGAGGUAGAUUGCAUUUUGUCAAUAUACAAAAUUUAAAUAUAAUAUGGAUAGAUGUCAUAAAGGGGGUGCCACAUAUGAAGAAAAUUAAGUGGAACCAGAAAAAACUUCCUUUUCUUUAGUCCUUAGUAUGUUUUACUCUAGUGCUAAAUAAAAAUUCUAUCUUCAAAUGUUUAGUGGGUUAAAUUCAGAAACUAUUUCAGAAAAAAAAAUUCUAAGGUUACAGCAUAUUCAAAGAAAAGCAUUAUCACUUUUUAAAAAGCUUUUUUUUCAAACUGCAAAUUUCAUAAAAUGCAAACUGUGUAAACAAGGCCUCUUAUUUUUAUAACUUGUGUAAAAAGGGAAAGCAAUUCAUAUUUAAAGUUUAAGUAUAUGAAAUUAUAAUCAAGAGUAAAGAAGAUAUUGAAGUUUUAAUUACUUUCCCCUCUCUCUACAGUUUAGGAAAUGUGGAGAUUGCUGAAUAAUUAGUCAGGCUGAAACCAAAAUUGCGAUUUUAAAAUAAAUUUCAAGACUUUUCAUCGUUGAACUGGUUAACAGCUUUUGCACAAUUACUCUAAACAGAGAGUCUCUCCCAUCUAGCAUGGAGAAUGGUACCAAGGAUCUUCUUCGUUACUCAUAAAAAUCAAAACAUUGAGACUAAAAAUCUCAGAAGAAAUAUUUUAGUGCCCUGUUUAAAUCCAGAAGGAGAAUUUUAAUCGCCAUCAUUUAUGUCAUUUGGGAAGGAAGAAAAUAAGCUUUAUAAAUGAAAUUCUAUCCACAUUAUUGUGCAAUAAAUUUCCUUUUGGAUAAGAUUCAUUGUAUGUAACUAUAAAUCUUUGCCAUUCUUGGGGAAUCCAAAAGAGAGUUAUCAAAAAUUUGUGUCAUGAUUUCAUUGUUGCAAGGUAUAAUAAACACUGUAAUAACUCAGUCUGGCCUCAUAAUCUGGGCAUUCAGAACAGAGAAGCAGCUCGUCAGGGGUCCCAGUCGUAAAACCUUUCUCUGUUACCAUCUGAAAACACGAAUCUUCCUUUGAGUCACAGAACUUAUUUUAAACAUAAACGAAUUAUUGUCUUAGGUUAUACUAUUAAAGAACUGUAAUUACUAAGUUGUUAUAUUUAUCAUUAGUUGCUAAAUUUUAUUUUACGUUCACUCAUAUUCGACAAAGAAUCUUUAGCUCCUUUAAAUUUUAGAAUCAAAUUAAAUUUUGUAAGUCUUACUUUUAAAAUGAGGUUGUGACUGGCAAUUGUUUAUAGUGGAACUUUUUAAAUUAAUAUUUGUACUUCUCAGUCAGUGCUUGCAACCAAGAGAGCGUUCAAAGUGAUCUGUUUUACCUUAGGAGAACUCUUACUAUUCAAACUCUCAAUUGGCUCAGUCUGGUGUGGAAGUUUUUUGAACAAAUAAUUAAUAUACUCAUUUUAAGUAAAGAUAUUCAAUUUGAUUUUGAAACCAACAUAGAAAAGGCAAACUUUUAAAUCCCAUGAAACAUGGGGAAUUUAUUUCAAACACUGAAACCAAUGGAGAGUAUGCUGCAGAAAAUUGAGAAUUAUCCAUCAUUUGAAAAUAAAUUGUGUUUUUAAGUAAUCAAUUCAUGAAAAAACAUAUUGAGUAUUAACACAAAGAUAUUAAAAAUGUGUAAAUAUU
This is a messenger RNA of Ceratotherium simum simum (southern white rhinoceros), 4870 nucleotides long. NCBI's taxonomy places the organism in Eukaryota, Metazoa, Chordata, Mammalia, Perissodactyla, Rhinocerotidae. The record is from RefSeq and is a predicted model, not a curated record.